AUGCUCUGCAGCACCGCGCCGGACGGCGUGCGCCAUCUGCGAGCCGUGAGCGUGCAGCCGCCACACGCCGCGCAGUCGCACCUCUCCUGGCAGAUGCGACCCUCGCUGGCUAGCACGAGCGGCGCGCAGUCGGGACUGCAGGAUGGGCUCUUUGUCGAGGAGAUGAGCUGCCAGCGCUUGGGCCUGGCAGAGCGCCUGGCGUUGGGGCUAGACCGCAUGCAGCCGCUAGACCGCAUGCAGCCGCCCGAGCGAGAGCGCAUGCAGCUUCAGGCCGGGACGUCUCGCGGCGUGCGCCUGUGCAUGACGCCUGGCUGCACCCUCAGAGCGUACCACCUCGGCCCGUGCUCGAAUGAAGAGCGGGCGCCGCCGGCCCCGCCGAACGGGCGCUGCUCGGUCGUGUACUCGAAUCUGCACGGCACUUUCACCACGGACGAAGAGCCGCCCCAGUUCUGGUCGGAAGACGCGGCGUCGGAGGCGGCGCAGGUGCGAGUGGCGCCCCCGCCGGCUGCGGAGGGCGCGGCGAAGGUCGCCCGUCUGCCAGCCGGGGAGCUGCGUGGCGACGCGCAAGCCGAGGGGCUGCAGCUCCACCUCUCGAGCGAAAGCAGCACCGGCUACAAGUGCGUGGUCAAGCACCGCUCUGGCCGCUUCCGGGCGAAGCACAAGGUGGGCGGAAGGACUGUCACCAUCGGCACCUUCGACACGGCGGUCGACGCGGCGGUGGCGUACGCGAAGGCGGUGGCCGCUGACGACUCGGCAGAUGGAGACGAGGGCCCUGGGACGCCCCCUGGGACGCCUCCCGGCACGCCUCUGCCGGGCUCGGCGCGGUACCGGGUCCUGCAGGCGCUGCUCGGCGGCAAGACCUCGCGCGCCGACAUUCUCCACCUCUCGAGCCGCAGCAACACCGGCUUCAGGGGGGUGUACGCGCAUUCCAACGGGCGCUUCGAGGCGUCACGCAGCGUUGGCGGACGGCGCAAGGUUUACAUCGGCUGCUUUGAGACUGCGGUGGAGGCGGCGGUGGCGUAUGCGAAGGCGGUACACAGCGAGCCGCUCAGCUGGCGGGCCGCGGAGGUGGUUGCCGUCCGCGGCGCAAACAGCGGGCGCGAGAUCAAGGUGCACUACCGCGGCUUCCAGACGCGGGACGACGAGUGGAUCCCCGACAGCGGCGGCUCGGCGCGCCUCCGGAAGGCUGCGGGCGCGACGGUGGCGGCCGCCAGCACCUCGGCCGCCAGCACCUCGGCCGCCGCAGCAGUGUGGGACGAGCCCGAGGCGUCCGUCCAGCGAGAGGCGGGCGAGAGGCCUCCGAUCGUCCGCACCGAGGUCCUCAAGGCGCUGCUGGCGGGGAGGCGGUCUCGUGACGAGAUCGUCGAGUUCGUGCAGGGGCGGCUCGAGGCGGCGUCGGGCAGCAAGGUGUGCAAGCGGAAGACCAUCGUCACGGCACUCGGCCGCGAGAAGAGCACCAGGGCGCCGCUGUGGGAGGCCUCCGCGCCGUCGCGCUCCUCCGCGCCGCUCUCCGCCUCGGGCCCUUCCCGUGUGCAGGGUACGAGCUUCGACGGCCGCAAGCGGCACCGGCCGCUGCUGCAGGGCAGUGCGACGCCCGCCACUACGCGGCUGAGGCCGCUCGAGGUUGGCUCGCGCGUCAAGGUGUACUGGGACGGCGAGCACAAGUUCUUCGCGGGCGUGGUCGCGGGGUUCGGCAAGCCGCGCGGGGGCCGCGCGACGGUGGACGUGGAGUACGACGACGGCGACGAAGCAAACGAGCUCGAGGCAGACGUGCGGGACGAGGACGACGGCGAAGACGCCACGAUGGCAGAGUGGCGGUGUGCUCUGUCACGCUUCGACGGCGCAGCAAACGAGCUCAAGGCAGAGGUGCGGGACGAGGACGAGUGGGAGGAGGCGGGCAAACCUGUAUGGGACGCCGUCAAAUGCUCCGGCCGCUGCGACGUCGAUUGUCCGCAGUGGGCAUGCGUUCAGUGCGCCGGCUUCGACAGCAUCAAAGAGGCGAGACUCGCCGAGGAGGAAGGGCAGGAUUGGCUCUGCCAUGAUGGACGCGGUGCUGACGACAAGGAGGGGUUUUGCCCUCUUCCUCCUCCCAAGCCCAAAGACAAGGAGGAGGGGAAGCGCAAGAAGAGGCGAGGCCGACCGGAGCCCGGACGGCAGCCUGCCGGCUCCGCCAGCGCAGCGAGUCCUCGCGCGGCCAAGCCCCAAGCAACCAAGUCGGCCUCCCAGCGCGCGGCGGGCGAGGCAGCCAAGUGCAAGACUCCUGUCGCGGAGGCGGAGGGGCUGCAGCUCCACCUCUCGAGCAAAAGCGCCACCGGCUACAAGGGCGUGCGGCAGGACGCCGGUGUCCUCUCGGGCGGAGGCUUCCGGGCGGGGCACGUGGUGGGCGGCAUUUCCAGGCACAUCGGCACCUUCGAUACGGCGGUGGAGGCGGCGGUGGCGUAUGCGAGGGCUGUCUCGAGCCCGGAUGACUUUGCGCGCUUCACCUCCGGCGCCAGGAGCGGCCUCACGCCGCCGUCCGCCCCCUCGUCUGGCGUCGCCGCUGCGCUGCUGGGCGAGGGCGAGGAUCUGGACGAGCUGCUCCCGCCCAGCCUGCAGGCAUCAAACCAGGCCCGCGCCGAGGAUCUGGCGGCGUCGGCGUUGCGGCCGAUCGCGGCGGGCAGCGGCCUGAGCGUGACAGCUGGGGAGAGCGCCAAGGCGGCGGGCAAGCGCAAGGCUGCGCCGCCCUCGUCCGAGUUUGCGCCCGCCACGGGCGCAGCGGCGGCGGGCUGGGCGACCGCGCUCGAGCCACACCAGAAAGACUCCGACUGCGCACCGGACGGCGCGCUGCAGGAGGGACCGCUGCAGGAGGGGCCUCGGGAGACGGCGCUGGGGCCCGAGCUUGCAGAGACCGGCCACUACUGCUUCUCCGGCGGCGAGCUUGGUCUCCUCGACUCCAUUGGCCCGCCGACGUCGCCGCUAGCCCCGCCUGCCUCGCCCCUCGGGGACGGGGACGAUGCCAUCCGGCUGCUGCUGAGCGACAUCGCGCAGGGCCAGCUCGCCCUCGCCUACUUCAGCCUCUCGCGCGCGCAGUCGCGGCAGGAGACGGAGCAGGCGCCCGCGUCGCACAAGCGGCGGCGGAGCGGCGAGGAGUGCUCCGACGACGAGGCGGAGCUGAUGGGCUCGUACCUCCCCGAGGCCAGCCUCGAGGAGCCAAAGGGCCGCGAGGAGUUCGCGCAGUCGUUUUGCGACGCGCUGUCGGAGUCGAGGGCGUCGGGCGCCUCCUCCACGGCGACGGUUGCAACGGAGAGCUGGUUCGAGCUCUGCGGCGGCACCGCUAUGCCUCCGCCCUUGCCGGGCACAGGGCGAGCCAGCACACAGGCGCGCCCGCUGCCCUAUCCGCCCGGCGCACGAGAGGACAAGAUCCUCCGCAAGGGGGUGCAGCAGCUCAAGGGGCGCGGCGGCGGCGGCUCUGGCGGCGAGGAGCUGCGGUGGAAGGUCCCUCCCGGCGGAUCGCUGCUCCUCGAGUCCGUCUACAGCCGCGAGCCGUACCCGUCCGCGCCUACUCGCGCCUCGCUGGCGGAGCAGCUGCAGACGACUCCCCGGCGACUGGCGGGUUUCGAGGCGUGGGAGGCGGAGCAGGCGGCAGCGCUUGCUCCACCCCUGCGGCCUAUCAAAGGGAUGGUUCAAGAGAUCAAUGGAUUGAUCAAUAGGCAGCGCGAGGCUUCCGGCGUGGCAGUGAGCGCCGCGCCGGAAGCUGCGCCGCCGCCCCCCUCCCGCAAGCGCAAGCGCGCGCGCGCGGCGCCAAAGAAGGGCGCCAAGGCGGCGAAGCUGGCGGCAGCGGCGCUCAAUGUGCAGCAGGCGGCGCCUGCCGCGCCGGCCGAGGCCGGCGUCGCGCAGCGAUUCGGCGGCUGGUAG
Messenger RNA from Emiliania huxleyi CCMP1516, 3894 nucleotides. RefSeq lists its product as hypothetical. Lineage: Eukaryota; Haptophyta; Isochrysidales; Noelaerhabdaceae. Gene Ontology annotation, biological process: regulation of DNA-templated transcription. The record is from RefSeq and is a predicted model, not a curated record. The transcript is spliced from 25 exons. Bases 1 to 3894 code for a protein of 1297 amino acids. Gene Ontology annotation, molecular function: DNA binding; DNA-binding transcription factor activity.